Messenger RNA from Mya arenaria, 4320 nucleotides. RefSeq names its product caspase-3-like. Gene Ontology annotation, biological process: proteolysis. The transcript is spliced from 8 exons. Gene Ontology annotation, molecular function: cysteine-type endopeptidase activity. Lineage: Eukaryota; Metazoa; Mollusca; Bivalvia; Myida; Myidae. The record is from RefSeq and is a predicted model, not a curated record. Bases 248 to 1423 code for a protein of 391 amino acids.
AAGUCAUACCAGUGUACAAGACGACUGUGUAAAAUCGGGUGAAUAUUUUGAAGACUUAAAUUUGGGGAAAUAAGUAUGUAUAAUAUAAAUUAUGAAGUGAACUUAAAGAUACAAAAAUAUCUUCAACAGUUUAGAGCAUGACCUACAUUGCACGCUUCACGAUCGAUAAGACUCAUUGACUCAUCCCGAGUCAAGACAAAACGAGGUAACAAAACAGAAAGUGGUUUAAAGUAAAGUAGUGUUUGAGAUGGAGGAAGAAGCACGGAUUCUUCACACCAACUUGAAAACAUAUAUAAAGGAUGAAAUAGAAACAAAUAGUGAUCAGUACCACGCGUUUGUUGAGAGUAUGAAAGGAUAUGGCGUUCCAAAAGGAAGGUUGGCAAACGCUAAAACCUUGUAUGAUAAAUUUGUGUUGUUAGAAAACUUCGGAAAGCUUGGUGUAGGGAAUUAUGACAGCCUUCGUGAUAUGGUUAAAAGUAGCGGACUUGACGAACUUUUACCAAAAAUAAACGAGACGGACAAUGAAAUUAAGAAGCUGCGAGCAGUUUCAGGCGGAAGUACUCAUCACACCGCCCAUAAACGGCACCAUGAUGUUUCACCAGGGGCCUCAAGACCACCAGAGGCGAAGAAGUCCCAUGUUGAUGCAGCUGAAGACGACCCUCUGUGGACGCGAGAUAGUGACGGAAGAGGCCGCUACGACACCAAGGGCAAGAAAGGAUACUUGCUGAUAGUCAACUACAGCGAUAAGAGAGAAGGUUCGAAACGUGAUGUCGAAAUUCUGCGAGCCUUCUUUAAAGACAUGUUGAAGUUCGAUGUGCACGAAGCUUCUGAUCUUACUCUGGAAAAGCUUGAACAAAAAUUUUCUGACGUCAAAAAACGACUGAAUGACACCAUUUCCAAAGACAACUUGUACUGCUUUGUGUGUGCCAUAAUGAGCCAUGGAGACAAGGAUGGAAUAGCCACUGCAGAUGGUAAAUCGAUUUCGGAGGAGACAAUCAGAAAAACCUUUACCAACAACAAUAUUCCUAAUUUUACAGGUAAACCAAAAGUAUUUCUGAUACAAACCUGUCGUGGGAAGGAAUAUCAGGAUGGCGAGCAGGUCGAGGAUGACGACAUUAGUGACGUCACAGAAGAGAACGAUGAUGUCAUUGAGGAUGAUAUCAGUGUUACUGUUCCGAAUGACGCAGACACACUUAUUGCCUAUUCAUCCACGCCAGGGUACAAGUCAACACGAAUGGAGGUACGUGGGAGUUGGUUCAUAACGGCAUGUGUUAGGGCGUUCCUAAAGUUCUACAGGACUGACCACCUGGAGGACAUGCUUGUCACUGUCCGGGAACAGGUCGCCGAGAAAGACAGGAAAGACUCCAAAAAACAGAUGCCGUGUGUCUGGACCUCGCUUACCAAACGGUUGUUCUUCAAGUAGAACGUCUUUUAAAAAUGCUUCCAAAAGGCUUGUUUCUCAAGCUUUACGAAGAGGAGUAGCAUUAUGAAAAUGUGGAAUGAUCUCAAUGGUUAUAAGAUACAUGUAGUUUCAAGCGGCUAAAUUUUUCUAUAUAGUUAGCAUAGCUAUAAGACUCAAUACAAACAAUUGACAAUGGAUAGAAAUUGUUUCUUAGUAUAUUUGUUUGCUUCACAUGACUUUUAUAAUAUAAAAAUUAAACAAUCAGCAGUCUUGCUUACUUAUCAAUUCUGUAAGCUCCAAAUUCUUUAAGGUGCAAUUAAUUACGUUGUUUUUGUAUUUCCUCAUAUUUCAUACCAUAGUCCACUUAUUUCCAUUCUGUUAUAUAACACAUAUAUGUGUAAUACAGAAAAAAAAACGUGAUGGUUUAACCGGAAACAAGGUAUAGCAUGAGAUAAACAUGUAUAUUGAAAACAAUUUAAUUGGAAACAAUAAUUGCUUAAUUGGUUAUAUUCCAGCAAAUCAUACGAUAUUUUGCAUUGACCUCAUGAAAAACAUUUUUGAAACCUUCGUGACGUUGUGUAUUUAAACAGAUUAUUUUUUUCUACGACGUCAUGAGGUAAUUUUCAAUAUUUUCUUUGUGUUGCGUUUAUUUUAGAAUUCUUACCAGAUUAUGAGAUACCAGCUCAGUAUUCAGUCUAUGUAUAAAUGGAAUUAGAAUAGUUGUAUCAAUAAAAAAAAUCCGGGCAUAUGAUAGAAAUAAUCCGGCACUCGUCAUCUUAUAAUUAUACAUAAUGCACAUUUUUUAACUCGUCCUGGAAAUAUGUAAGUAAGUUCGCUAAAAGCUCGCUAACUAACAAAUUUCUAAGAUCGUUGAGUAAAAUAAUAUAUUAUAAGUAGACUCGUGACAGAUCCUAAAUGUACGACAACUCCAACCAUUCGGUACAACCCUUUCAGAUGUUAAGUAUAAAACGGUGAUAGAAUAUAAGUGUUCUCAUUUUACAAAUCACUUGGGGCUAAUUUUACACCGAAGUUGCCCUCGUCAAUGACAAAGGACACACUGGCGAAGCAAGCAACAAAAGCUUUAAUGUGCAUAUUUUCAUGUAAGCUCUUCGGUAUUUUCAUGUCAUAAACAGGCCUUUAAGCUCUUUGAAUGCAUGAUAUUGCAAAUAUUGUGUUAUUCUGCAGAAAUUUGGGGAUUCCAGUACGCAGAGCACAUCGAUCAACUUCAUUUCGUGUUCUAUAAACGUGUUUGUGGCCUUAAUAAAAAUGUGCCAAACUUCUUUGCACUAAGCGGACGAUUACCCAUUUCAGUUACUUUUAAAUUUAGAUGCAUAUCGUACUUGGAAAAACUUGUUCAGAUGUCUCCAAACAGAUAUCCAAGACAGAUGUACCUUCUGUUAGGAAACCAAGACUCGAACGGCAAAACAAAUUGGGUCUCCCACGUGAAAGGACUGUUGUUUGAAAAUGUUUUUGGAUACGCAUGGCUGGCAAAUUACAUUCGGAAUACACAAACGUUAAAGAGAUUAAAGUUUACAAACAUUUAAAACCCGAAUUAAAGACAAAAAAACAACAACAAUUAACCAAAGAUUAAUCUCCAUAUUUCAUCAAAAAGCAUGAAAGAAAAACAGAUCUUCGUUUUUGCAAAAUGUGUAUAUUAAUGAAGCAAAGUACUGGAAGAGUUCAUGAGAUGUUGAUGCCAUAGAAUUGUAUUUCCAAUUUGUGUUCUCUUACUUCAGUAUAUCCCAUACGUUGUUGUAUUAUAUAUACCACUUUUCACAUUUAUUUGAUCAAAUGUUGUUGAUGUUAAACGCUUCAACAAUAUCAUAUAUUUUAACCUUACAAUGACUUUGUAAGUAUUGUAAUUUUCAUUGUUAUAUGUUGUUGUUUUUAAUUUUCAUAGAUAAACAUGCUAUUAAUACCUCAAAUCUUUUUUGGAUUUUGGGCUGAAGGCCUUUCAUUACUAAUAAACAUUCGUAUUUGUAUUCAUAGUAUUUUCUUGAUUUGAAACUAUGUCAGGUUUCCAAUUAUAAUGCUCCAUUAGAACUUAGUCAACGUUUCAGUGUCCCAUUUAAAUUUAACACAAUCAUAGUGUUAUACAAUCAUGUUCAUAUUUAUUUUAAUAACCUGUCGUUGGACAUAUAACCUAUCGUUGAACGUAUUCUCUAGAGUAUCCAUGGCACUUACUUGUACUUUUUUAUUGAUGAAGUUUUGGUAACAUUACUUAUCUUCCCAUUGUUUCCAUUUAAAUAAAAAAUAGCGAAUAAGAUACUAUCCAUUAUUCAGAAAUAUCAAAUAAGGCGUAAAAAAUGUUUGUUUCCUCGUCCUCGACCAACCCUAUCCUUUCCUCUCGACCCUACACUUUUUAUGCCAUACUCAGUAGUGAUGUUCUUUUCGUAAUUUCCUUAAAAAUAUGACCAUUUUAAUUUUCUACAAUAUUGAUAUACCAUGAUAAAGAUCGGUUUGGUAAAUUUACAAUUUACCGACCGUUACAAAGCGGUACCUAUCAAUCCUUGAUAAACACCCCUAAUUUUCAUACAGAAUAUAUGUACAGUGUUCUUUGUGGAUUUGUGUGCUGUUGUUUCAUGUUUCUGGUGUGUGAUUGUUUCUUUUUGUGUUCUAUGUCUUUGGCGUUGACUCUGUGCAAUUAAACGGGGUUUACGUUAAAAUUUUCGACUACUGUGCUUGUUUCUGUAGUUUUUCAUAUACAUAUAGGUACAUAAUACGAAAUUGGGAAGGCCGUCCGCGAUAAGCUGAAAGUCUUGUUUGUACUCUAUGUAGAAUACAAUAGAUAUAGACAAGAAUACCAUGAAAAAAACAAUAAUAAGGGGUAGUAAAUAUGUAGUAUAAAAUGUAUUCGAUAUUGCUGAGAGUGUUCAUGUUUCCUUAUGUUAAUAGUAAAUAAAAAGUAGUUCUACGUA